CUUCGGAGCUGUCUCUGCAGGUUACAAGGCAUUCAAAUGGACGCUAUGUAAUUCCCUCAGGUCCAUCCUACUUUGUGGGGCAGCUAUGGGACCACCAGGCAUCACCUCAAAGCCGGCACUGGACAGACAGACAGCACGGCCCCUGGCUGGCAGUGGAAUCUGCAGCCGAGCUGCCUUGGCCACCAUCCUCACGAGCACCGCAACAGCCCUGUGUGUGGGCAUCCUUGUGUUUUUCCUUGGGAAGCAAGAAACCCACUUUGAGCACAUGGUGGAGCUGCGAGGGAUCCCCUACCAGAGUAGUUUGCAGCAGCCCAGUACUGGCUACUCCCGCCUGCUGACCCCUAUUCUGGAACAGCUGUUCAAAAGCAGCUUUCAGAACUCACCCCUGGAUGGCAGUUGCUUCAGGUGUACCAUUUUGCAAUACAGGGAGGGCAAUGCCAGCCUCAUUGUCCGCUUCCACCUCUGCUUUUCUGCACCGCUGCCCAGCCCUGGCAUGGAAGAGGACGUCCUGAGGCGGGGACUGGCAGCAGCCGUGAGCAACGAGGGCAUCAGGGUUCCCACCUAUGGCACCAUCUCAGCUGCUUCCCUCUUGGCAGGGCCAUGGGACCUCACCUUCUCAGGCACAGAGCUCAAGUCAGGAAGGUGUCCAGGGGAGGCCUUUGCCUGCCAAAAUGGCCAGUGUGUAGCCCCAGGAAACGUGCAGUGUGACGGAAGGAAAAAUUGCUCAGAUGGUUCUGACGAGGCCGAGUGUGACUGUGGAACCAGGCCAGCCAUGCGAUCCGCCACUCGGAUCGUGGGGGGAUCAGAGGCGCUGCUGGGCGAGUUCCCAUGGCAGGUCAGCCUGAGAGAGAGCAAUGAACACUUCUGUGGGGCAGCCAUCCUGACUGCCAGGUGGCUGGUGUCUGCUGCACACUGCUUCAAUGAGUUCCAGGACCCCCGCACCUGGAUGGCCCAGGCAGGCAGUGUCCGGCUGAGUGGCAGCGAAGGCAGCCGGGCACAGGCCAAGGUGCUGCGCAUCCUCCAGCAUCCCUCCUACAAUGUGGAGAGCGCCGACUACGAUGCAGCCCUGCUGGAGCUGGCGGAGCCCCUUGCCUUCAGCAAAUACAUCCAGCCCGUGUGCCUGCCAGCCCCCUCCCACUGGUUCCCCCCAGGCAGGAAGUGUCUCAUCUCUGGCUGGGGAUACCUGAAGGAAGACUUCUUAGUGAAGCCGGAGCUGCUCCAGAAAGCCACCGUGGAGCUGCUGGACCAGGCUCUGUGUGGCAAUCUCUACGGCAGCAGUGUGCUCACCGACCGGAUGAUGUGUGCUGGCUACCUGGAGGGCAAGGUUGACUCUUGCCAGGGGGACUCCGGGGGCCCACUGGUCUGCCAAGAGCCCUCCGGGCGCUUCUUCCUCGCAGGGAUAGUCAGCUGGGGGAUUGGCUGUGCAGAGGCCAGGCGCCCAGGUGUUUAUACUCGUGUGAUCCGGCUCUGGGACUGGAUCCUCAAGACCAUGGCCACAUCCAGGGGCCCCACCGCCUCAGCUGUCCCAGGCACUGGGCUCCAUCAUUCAGCUCCAACCGUGGGCACAAGCGCAGCCAGGCUACAGCACCCCAGCUCCACCCCCAACUCUGCCUCCCCAGCCUCAAGCAGACCGGCAGCCUCAAGCCCCCAGCCCUCAGAGUGCGGUCGGCGGCCUGGUUUCUCCAAACCCAUGAAAAUUGUGGGUGGCCUGGAAGCAUCCCAUGGGGAGGUCCCUUGGCAAGUCACCCUGAAAGAGGGUCUCCAGCAUUUCUGUGGGGCCGCAAUCAUUGGGGAGCGAUGGCUGCUUUCAGCUGCACAUUGUUUUAAACAGACCAAGGUAGGACACCUCACUGCCUUCGCAGGCACCACCUCACUCUCAGCCAUGGACAGCUCUUCUGUGAAGGUUGGCAUCCAACAGGUGGUGCUCCACCCUUCUUACGACCCUGCCCUACUGGACUUCGACGUCGCGGUGCUGGAACUGGUCAGGCCGCUGCGCUUUGGCAGAUACAUCCAGCCCAUCUGCCUCCCAUUGGCCGUCCACAAGUUCCCUGUGGGCAGAAAAUGCCUGGUUUCGGGCUGGGGCAGCCUCCAGGAUGGCAAUGCUUCUCAGCCCGAGAACCUGCACCAAGCCGCAGUUGGGAUCCUUGAGCAGAAGACCUGUGAAGAAUUGUACAAUGUUUCCCUCUCGGACCAAAUGAUCUGUGCGGGGUUCCUCGAGGGGAAAGUGGAUGCCUGCCAGUGGGACUCGGGGGGACCAUUGGCCUGCGAGGAGACCCCAGGAACCUUCUACUUGGCUGGGCUGGUGAGCUGGGGCAUUGGCUGCAGGCAGGCCAAGAAGCUGGGGGUCUACGCCCGGAUCACCAAGCUCAAGAGUUGGAUCCUAGGCAUCAUUUUGCCCUGUCUCAGCACCGCAGAGCCCCUCGGAUCCAGGACCACCACUGCCUCGACCGACUCUGGCCUGGAGCAAUGGCCUACACCGCUCGGCCCAAGUGCUGGCCCUGCCAGCUUGACCACACCCGGGCAGGAAGUCAGCGCCUCCCAGGCCACCCAGCCGCCAGCCGUGCCAUGCACCCCCUCCACAUUCAAGUGCUCCAGCAAGGUCUGCAUCGGGAAAGCAAACCCUGAGUGUGACGGCAUCGUUGACUGUGGCAACGGCUGGGAUGAGACCAGCUGCAACUGCGGCUUGGCCCCCACUGCAGCCUUCAGCAAGAUCGUGGGGGGCAGCGGUGCAGCACAGGGCGAGUGGCCAUGGCAGGCGAGCCUGUGGCUGCGGCGAAGGCAGCACACGUGUGGGGCUGUUGUGAUCGCUGAGCGGUGGCUACUCUCAGCUGCUCAUUGCUUCGAUGUCUACAGCAACCCCAAGAUGUGGGUGGCUGUCCUGGGGACACCCUUCCUGAGCGGCCUUGAGGGGCAAGCGGAGAAGAUUGCCCGGAUACACAAGCACCCCUUCUACAAUGGCUACAUGCUGGACUACGACAUGGCCCUGCUGGAGCUGGCUGCCCCCCUGCACUACACCAGCUCCAUCCGGCCCAUCUGCCUCCCAGACCGCACCCAUGCCUUCAGCGAGGGCAGGCCCUGCGUCAUCACCGGCUGGGGCUCCACCAAGGAGGGGGGCCUGGUGAGCACACGCCUGCAAAAGGCUGAUGUUCAGGUGAUCCGACAGCAGGACUGCCGGAGGUUCUACCCCAUCCAGAUCAGCAGCCGGAUGCUCUGUGCUGGCUUCCCGCAGGGGGGCGUCGACAGCUGCUCAGGAGAUGCGGGGGGGCCCUUGGCCUGCAGAGAGCCGUCUGGCCGCUGGUUCCUGGCAGGCAUCACCAGCUGGGGCUACGGCUGCGCCCGGCCUUCCUUCCCCGGGGUCUAUGCCAAGGUGACAGCAGUCCGGGGCUGGAUUGCGCAGAACCUCAAGGCGUAACUCCCUACCUACUGGGGCCAGCAGGGGGAGCCAAGGCGCACAGAGACUGACCCCUCAUGAUCCUACCAAAGCCCUUUCCUAAAAAGGAUUCUGCCAGACUGUUCCAGCUGCAGGUACAUUAAAUGAAAAUGAUCCA
Molecule: messenger RNA, 3548 nt
Organism: Pantherophis guttatus
Lineage: Eukaryota; Metazoa; Chordata; Lepidosauria; Squamata; Colubridae
Gene: TMPRSS9
Product: transmembrane serine protease 9
Biological process (GO): proteolysis
Molecular function (GO): serine-type endopeptidase activity; protein binding
Source: RefSeq, a predicted model, not a curated record